AUGCCUUCCUCGUCAAUUCCUACCACAAAGCAUGUUCCAAUCCCUUUGUUCCUUUUCACUUACAACUGCAAUCAACAAGAUUUAAUCCCCGAAGUCUUCAAGUCCAAACUAGUCCUGAUCCUCCCCGACCAAUUAUCAUCCCUUUAUGUAUUUGGCUUCCAAGAGUUUUGUUCAGUAUUGGACGGUCUUUUUGCAUCAUCAGCAAGUGCUAAACUAAUCAAUUUCAACCAAAUGCUACAACUGGCAUUGCAGGAAAAGUACCAUCAACCGACGGGGUUUCUGACAAUUUCACUGACAUUUAUCGGAGCCAUAGGAAUGAUCAUCAUAACGCCGUAUGCGGCAAAGUUUAAAAAUGUACGGACAGCAACAACUAGUUGUGGAUAUGCGUAUUCCAGCUUGAAAGGCGGUGUCGGAGCAAGAGUGUCGUAUUAUCCUGAGGGGGCUCUUGACAGUUCGGAUCAUGUGGAGUUGUCGUUUGCCACAGCCCAUUUAAAUGCAUAUGAAGGUGAGUAUUACUACCUUCAAAGAAACACUAACCUCUACAAUAUCAUACGUUCGUUGAAUUUUGGUGAUGGGUACGGCCUUAUCAAACCCGAGAAUCAUGUAUUCAUAUUGGGUGAUUUGAAUUACAGGACUAGUCAAAACUAUACUCCAAACGACGCAGAAAGUCAAGAGUUACUCUCCUUACUUGAUGUUUCUGCUACCGAUGCUGCAUAUUCCAAGAGAGUUGAAGAGCUUGUUGAUAAGUACGAUGAAUUGAAGAUGAGUAUGCAGAAUGGGGACGUUUUGCAAAACUUUUCAGAAGGUAAGAUAACAUUCCCCCCAACAUACAAAUUCCAUUUGAACACUGCAAUUUACAAUACCAAAAGGUCGCCAUCCUGGUGCGACAGAGUUGUCUACUUAUCAUCAUACGAAGAAGUUGGACCGAAUACUUUGGGGCAACAAUUUCCCAAAUUGACCAGUUCUAGCAAAGCAAACCAUGACGAAAUCGUACGCCAGUCCUUGCCAGAGGUUAAAGAGUAUAAUUCAUUGGAUUCGCUUUUGAUGUCCGACCACCGCCCUAUUUAUUUAGAAAUAUCCGUUCCAUUUCUGCCGCCCCAGCUGAUUAUAUCGCCAUUAUCAGGAUGUAUGCAAAUCUUACCUGCAGGUUUGAAAGCGGGUGUUCUCUUGAAUGAAACCUCUCGUCUUGAAGCACUUGAGCGUAGCUCAAAUGUGGUGAGCGGGCCCACCACCUUAUAUUUGAAACCUACAACAUAUGAUAAUAUUACACAGAAUGUGAUACGUCCUUUAUCAAACACCAUUAUUGGAUACGGUAUAUGGUUGGGAGGCACAAGACAGGGGCGCUUAUUCCUAUUGACUUUAAUCUUUAUUGUUUGGGUGUAUUUCAGAUUUUUCUGA
Lodderomyces theae is the source of this 1398-nucleotide messenger RNA. Its product is annotated as phosphoinositide 5-phosphatase. The record is from RefSeq and is a predicted model, not a curated record. Gene Ontology annotation, molecular function: phosphatidylinositol-4,5-bisphosphate 5-phosphatase activity. The coding region runs from base 1 to 1398 and encodes 465 amino acids. Gene Ontology annotation, biological process: phosphatidylinositol dephosphorylation. Lineage: Eukaryota; Fungi; Ascomycota; Pichiomycetes; Serinales; Debaryomycetaceae. The transcript has a single exon.